AUGCCGGACCCGCUCGAUAUGUUCGACGAAUACCUACAGGAUUGGGUGAAACAACUGCUCUGGGCGCUGAGGCAGUUUUGUAAUUGUAUCCAGGCCAUCUUCGGUCCGGAGUAUCUACGGAAGCCAAAUGCCGAUGAGUGCCAGAGAUUGAUAGAUAUGCACGGGCGAGUGCAUAAUUUUCCGGGGAUGAUGGGCAGCAUCGAUUGCAUGCACUGGGAGUGGAGGAACUGCCCGGUUGCUUGGAAGGGGCAGUCGAACAACGACAUCAACGUACUGGAUUCGUCCCAUCUCUUCAAUGAUGAGUGUCGGGGUGAGGGUCCGACGGUCAGAUGCAUGGCCAACGGGACGCAGUACAACAGGGCAUACUACUUAGCCGAUGGGAUAUACCCUCGUUGGCCCGUGUUUGUCAAGACGAUCCGGCAGCCGGUUGGGCCGAAACAAACCUAUUUUGCGGCCAAACAAGAGAGUGCUAGGAAGGACGUAGAGCGUGCUUUUGGUGUCCUCCAAUCGCGAUGGGCCAUUCUUCGGUGCCCGGUUUGA
Molecule: messenger RNA, 540 nt
Organism: Salvia hispanica
Lineage: Eukaryota; Viridiplantae; Streptophyta; Magnoliopsida; Lamiales; Lamiaceae
Source: RefSeq, a predicted model, not a curated record